Porites lobata is the source of this 6353-nucleotide messenger RNA. The record is from the annotation of a GenBank genome assembly. NCBI's taxonomy places the organism in Eukaryota, Metazoa, Cnidaria, Anthozoa, Scleractinia, Poritidae.
AUGUCCAAGCAAAUAUCUGAUGCUGGCGCUAAAUACCAGAAAGGGAUUACAACACUCAAGGUCUGUACUAUUACAUCAUCCUCAAAAAUUGAAAAUAGAAUGUAAAGGGCUUAGUUUCCAAAGAAACUCUGGUCCUACGUUGGUCGGUGAAGUGCACGAACGUAAUGCACACUGGUUGAAGGUGCCCCUUUAAUGUAAAAUAAAUUAAUAAAUAACGAUUUAAAGGUAGCAUAUCCACGUAGAGGUUCUUCUUUUACCAUUCCUGGUCGAAUUGGAAAGUGUUGGUUUUUGAGAAGAUAGGAAAACCCUAGUACCCAGAAAAAAGCUUCGCGGAGCAAGGUAGCGAACCAGCAAACAACUCAAGGCACAAUUGACAAAAGGAGAUGUCGCCGGGAUUUGAACCCGGGCCACAUUGGUGGAAGGCGGGUGCCCUCACGACUGCGCCAUCCCUUGCUCCUGGUUUGCUAAGAGAGAAAUAUACUUUGCCUUGCGUCUAUUUCUUGUUGGACCACAAAAUGGGAGAAAACUCGAGCAGGAAAGUGGAAGAAUCGUGAAAGGACGUACUCUGCGAGCAGAGGCCCUUCGAUCUUCCUAGAUAAGAUCAAAGGGCCUCUGCUCGCAGGGUAGAAAGGAGGAAACGGUAACUUAGGCGCCUAAUUCGAUUCUCCGCUUGUUUACUUGUCGUUCUCUGAGUCUACAAAAGGGAAUACACUGCACAUAUGGAAUCCAAGCUGAAAUAAAACAACUUCUAUGAUAAGUAUCUUCACCGUGUUGUAGAUUGUUGUAUGAGAUUCAGAAUUUGAUACUAGAGACCUGAAUGCGGCGAUAGCGAAUCGUGAUGUGUAGGAGGAGAUCUCCGCGAAUGUACCGUCAACUCCCGGUGGUCGAAGGAUGAUGUUUUCGUUGGGCGGUUUACGCCGGUUUCGCUACUUGUCUAGUUCGCUACGUUCGAGUUCGCUACAUGUUCGCUACUAACAUGCCGAAUUCGCUACUUACUUUAUCAUCCUACUUCCACGAUCUUGUAGAACGAACAUCUUGUUUUAAAAGAGAAAUUAAAACAGUGAAUUAACAGAGGCAGCGAAUUCGGCAUGUUAGUAGCGAACAUGUAGCGAACUCGAACGUAGCGAACUAGACAAGUGGCGAAACCGGAACUGAAGUCGGCUGAUUCAGUUCCCAGUCAGACAUCAGGAACAGCUUGGAUGCUGGUCAGUCUUAGAAAAUGAAUAGUUGAGUAAUACUGUGCAUUAUUUGCCCGUCACAUUGUACCCUUUGUUUUUAGGCAUCUGUGCAGUCGUCAAACCAUCAGCUGUCUUUCCAGUGUACGUAUGCAAGCCUGAGAGCUGAGAUGUUCCAAGCUCAUACUCGGCUUCUUGCAUCUUGUGCAACCGUGAAAUCCUGUCCUCCCCCGGCUAUUGCUACUGCUGUUGCCAUGGCAACUGGUCAAGACGUUCAACGGUUGAGCCAUUUUGCUGCUCAAGUAAGUCUAAUUGAAGAGUUACAUGUAGUUGAAAAAGCGUUGAUUUUUAGUUGAGGCGCGUGUAGUGUAAUGCAUGUCUAGCUCAGUCAAGCAUUCAUAGGCGGUAAGGUUACCUGGGUGUGAGCAAAAUCUUUCCUAUGACACGGGCCAGUUGCCAUCGAAAUAUCACAUCAUUUGCCGUCGCGUUGUUAUUUGUAAAUCUGCCUUAUGGGUGGAAGGAAACAGAAAUUCGUUGAUAACUCCCUUAGCAUUGCUCGCAGGCUCAUUAUAAUAUCAUCCUCGCAGUCUGUGCUAAACAAAACAUUAUGGUCAGUGUCAUUGCUGUUCACUUAUGUGACAGGACACAUCAAAAACUAAAUUUCAAGACCAAACCGCUUAUAACAAAUAGAGCCGCGGACGUGAUCAUGUGACUUUAUGGCCACCUCGUAUAUGUCAGAAUAACUUUACUGAUAUUGCUUUUUAAGAUGACCGAAUGCAGCAAACUGUUCCGCUGUUUGGGGGAAAAAUAUGGACAAUUGUACCGCUCCUCGUUUAAUGCGGAUCCGGUCAGUCUGCAGAAUAUCGAAACGUAUCCUUUUAUUCAGUUUUUGUUCGAAAUGCUGUGAUUCUUGUUCCAUGUCUGAUUCCAAGCACUAAACCUGAGUACAACGAAGUCCUUGAUAUAAGGAACCAUAUUCUUCGCCCCAGAAAGAGUUUCAGUGUAACGAAACCUCUUUAUAAACAAAUUUUGCCAGUUCCUUGGGCCUUAGCUCGCACGCAUGCGAAAAAUCGUAAAUUUUACGGCAGCGGGGCAGAAUAGUCAGUGCGCUGAACACCCGCUAUGGCUCCGUCUUUAUGAGGGUACAGGUAGAAUGUCUGUGAUUCUCUGUUUUUAUACUCUGCAUUUUUUUUCCUGAAAAAGGUUAACUUAAAGUUGAUCAAUUAAAAUUCCUUGACAAGUUUCUCAGUCUUCAACAGAGCUGUUUAAUGAUAUCACACAGUAUUGAUGUCUUAAUGAAAACUUCUCAGCCAAGGUAAAACAAGUUAAUUUAGUCAUUUAACGCGUGAUGUUCACAAAAGUGUAAUGCACUUUUCUCAGUUUGGGCACUUUUUGUUAGAUAAAGACAACGUAUAUGUAGCUAGGCUUUUUUGAAGGUGGUAAGUCGUUCGGGGCUUUUCGUUACGUUCCGUUUCGUGAUGUUGAGUAAUUUUACUUAAAGUUGUGUUGAGUUUCUCUACGUUGCGUUACGUUAUGUUACCGUGGCUUUACACGCAUGUUAGACCUCGGAAAGAUUUGUCUGUAUCUACUGAGUUGCCCAUUAGCGGACUUCCAAGACAAUAUUUCCCGAGCUUAAAUUCAAUAUAUGUGCGAUUUUUGACAAGCUCAUCUGUAAACCACUUAACUUAUAUCUGGAUCUGUUUGUAGCUCUUUAGGUGAGCAAGGAAGCAGUGUCAACAAGUCUUUCACGUUUAGACGUAGUCCACUUUCCCUUGCUUGCACAGAAAUUCUACAAACAGUAGAGGUUUGUCAUUGACUUCAAAUGUUAAUGGACUAUUAGUAACAAAUAUAUCGACGUCUCUUUUAUUGGCGUAUAUUUUCCAUUGUAGUCUGAAAUGUCAUACGUCUCCACCCCCUAACCCGUGGGGAUCUCUCUCCCCUCAACCCCCACGGGUAAGCGGGUGGAGACGUAUGACAUUUCAGACUAAUUCCAUUGGAGCUUAAAGGGAAGAGGGGAAAUUAAGCCAAGGCACGCGAGAAGCGAGUACGUGAAGGUUUCCUUCCCUGCUUCCUCGCGAGUUCCCUUUCCGUUCCACCAGUUCCACAGGUUGCGUAUCGUUAGAUAAACUGCUGACGAUAGCUUCCUCAGUUCUGGUAGCCUUUUUGGGACGUUAAAGGGCCCACACUGCUGUUCAAAAAAAGUAGGGGACGUAGACCCGGGAGGUGUGGCCAACCUUUCCUGAGCUGGGUGGGUUCAUCUGUAAGGAGAUAUCUUAAUAUAGGGAUAACCUCGUGAUCCUCCUUCUGGAGUCGUAAGGGCAACCUGUAAACUGUGUAUUAUAUUGUAUUAUAUUAGUACACCUCACCAACGAUACUCAGCUAUAAAAAGGUGUUAAUUUCCACGAAAGUAGCUCCAGGAUUUCUUUAAAUGAAAACUAGCUCUUUCAUCUUUAAAACAUGUAUCACUCGCCUUACGAAGAGGCUCCUGGCCAGGUAUCCUCAUUUUUUUUUUCAACAAGCUAACUAAAGUCAUUAAACGUUAAAUUUUUUAUUUCACUUUUUACUGUAUAAUUUUUCUUAUCACUUUAGGAGCUAGCAAUUCAGCUGGAAGCUCUUCCUGUUUGCCACUCGGUAAAAUGAUGAAUCAUUUAAUGAUAUCCAUGUAAUGCAUUGAGCACUGAGCAGACACAGUAAAUUAAUGAAGUUUUUUUAACUUUUGUACACUGGUUUCACUUGCUAAUGAAGUAAUUUUAUCAGUAAAGGAAUCCAAUAUAUGAGUGUCUGAAAACUUUCUUAAGUUAAUUCUUUUCUGGAUCGAUGAGUAACUGACUUGGAUACUAACAGCCACUUACUUUUCAAACACCGAAAAGAAAGUCCGAAAUAAAUCGUGCGCAGGAGUUUUUUUUUAGCCUAGUCAAUUUGGGAAAUGUCAGUGCCAUGAUAUUGAUUUAUGGUUGUACAUUUUAUCGUUUUUCAGCAAACUGAAUGUCUUAUUCAGGCUUCCAUGACUCUCCUGAAGGUGCCGUUUAUUUUCCCGAAACACUUCUUCUCCAGUCAACAAGCCACGUUUAUCAAGGUUUGUACUCAAAAAUUUUCUAUGUAACUAUUUUGGUGAGUCCUAGAUUGCCUGUACAGUGGACGCUCUCGUGAGCGGAAACUCUCGUAACGCGAAAAAAGUGCCCGUACCUGGAGCUGGCCGCUUACGGGAAUGUAAAAAUGCAGAGUUUGUAUGAGAGUUGAGAAAAACGGGGUUUUGUGAAGGCGGCCGUGAGUAAAGCUGUCCUCUUACGAGGGUGUCUGUUAGGAGAGCCUCCUCUGUAUACAGUCUUGAUGUUGUUGGCUUUAUAAAAGUCGUGGAAUUUUCUUUCCCAGUUUCCGUGUUUAUAACCGUUAUAUCGCUCGCCACACGCUUCAUUUGGCUUUUCUGAACCAACCUUGCAUUAUUUGAUGUUCUUGUCUUUGGUUCACUACAUAACUUUUAAACAGUUCAGAAAAGACAUUCUCUUCACCUGAUACUAAAAGAAAACCAAAAGGUACUAGUAGGAGUUUUUCUGUUGCACUUGCAGAGACCCAGUAAUAAUGGGUGAAGUCCGGUGUUUUCUUUCAUGGAAAACGCUAAAAAAUACAGUGAGCCUCCUGUAGUGAAAAAGGGCGGGAAUGGAAAGGAUGCUAGCUUUGUCUCGCGGUCCGUAUAAAAGAAUCUUUUUUAAAUUAGUUAUAACCAUUAAGAGACAGGGCGCAACAUGUUUGAAAUGAAUGAACAUUAGGUAGAAAUUCCUUUCUUGUGACAACAAAACUUGAAUCUGUUUACUUUCUGUAACUCUUAUUUGCCAACAUCAUUCUUAGAUUUUGAACAACAAUUCCUUUUGCUAAUCUUGGUCUCUCUUUCUAUCAUGUAGCUGGCUUUGUCACCUUCGCCUCGGUCGCCUUCAGAGCCAAUUUCGGUCACACUGGAUACACAAUUUGUCCUUAAGGUGGAAGGAGUCAUAGAGCGCUGUCAAAAGCUAGGUCAGAGUCUUGUUAGCAGUGUAAACACAAUCUUUUACGACACUAUUGUAGUGUGACCCGAUGUAAUGUUCGCAACCUAAUUUUCCCCAAAUAAUUUUACAGUUGGUUUCAACUUGGAAAAACAACUACGAUACCACAAGCUAUUUUUUUAAAAGUAUGUUUUGCUCAUAUCAACCUUUCUUUAGCAGUCAUUCCACUUCAUAGUUACUCCUUUGUCCUGAACUGGCUAACGAUGUAUUGUGCAAAAUCAUCCGCCUUGAUGUCUGAGGCUGUAAGUCUCAGCUCAAAGCCAUAACCAAUCCCUUGUUUACAAUACAAGGACUCAAAGUUGGAUUAUGGAGUUACCUUCACUAUACAAUUUUAGUUUGUGUUGUUUUUCUUGUUUAUAGGACUUUACCGCCAUGUGCAGUCUGUUUGCUUGUCAGUAACAUGGGGCGCUGAGGACAGAAAGCAACAACCCAUAGAUGGAAAGGUUUGUAUUUGUUUCUAGACUCACAGUAGCUUUUAGCCCUUCAGACUCACUGAGAGUGUAGACUACAAAACUGUCCGUAUUUUUUGCGUAUUCAAGUACCUACGCGCGAGCAGUCAAACAAAAAGUCUGGAACGAGGCUAACACAGAGAGCGAGACUGGGGAGAGACCCUACGGGCGUGCGAGGCUCGCGCACUUCGAGCGCGUAAGACUCUUACGCCACGCUUUACCAAUUUCUGUACUGAUUUUCUCUGGUGCUUGCAACAGAAGCAGUGUAAAAUAUUUCUGAAAUUUCGGUGUAUUUUCUUUAUUUCAGACUUCCCGAGAUCACGUGACCAGCUUAGAACAAACAGUGGUUCCCCACCAUGAUUACUUUAGUGCCCAGUUCCUUCUCCAGUUUAGUGCACAGUCUAUUUAUCACGUGACUGUGUCUUCUAGUGUGAUUGACAGUUUCGGUAUACUGUGGAAUACAGGUCCCCAGAAUAACCUGCAGAUUAAGACCACGGAUUCUGCCAGUAGAAAACAGAGAACGUCUAGAUCAUAGCUGGUGACAGAGAAACAAACUGUAUUUGAUUUCAGAAGGCGAUGAAUGAAAGAAUGUUAACCACAAAAUGAGGGAGUAUUUAGAUGUGGCCAACUCUUCCCUCCCACCUCCUCCCCAGAAGUGACUUAAUUUUCUCACUCUUGAUCCAGUAUCACUC